Molecule: messenger RNA, 3230 nt
Organism: Daldinia loculata
Lineage: Eukaryota; Fungi; Ascomycota; Sordariomycetes; Xylariales; Hypoxylaceae
Product: transport protein Avl9-domain-containing protein
Exons: 4
Coding region: 292-2505 (737 amino acids)
Cellular component (GO): cytoplasm
Source: RefSeq, a predicted model, not a curated record
AUCUCUGUCCCGCUAUUGGAGAAUCUUGACUUGGUUCUCCUUAACCGCCGCACCUUUGCCCAGACUUAUAUUCCCCGAGACUCUGUAUGCUACCAACUCACCGCCUCCGCUCGUUCCGCCGAGCCUCUUAACUGUCUACGGCUCGAAGUAAAGAAAUUAUUGUUGCUAGCUCGGAAUUGCCACGAUCGACUUAUACGCGUUUAUUAUCGACAACCUACUUCCCCCGAGUUUCCGCGUGCGCGUCUCUUUCGUCCGUAAUUUGGGUUGCCUCUAGGCACGCGGGUAUUUAUUAUGGCUACGCCCAAUUCUGGCCCUGUUGGGGAGGGAACCGAGAGCAGUAGAGCAGGCUUCGUGCCUUUAGUAACGGUUGUGGAUUUUCACCACCACAGAGGCCCUGAAGUUGAGAGAUGGUUUGGAGUAGAAGAAGGACAGGACCCAGCAGUCGAGUAUGACUGGCCAUUGCUUCCGUUUAUGGCUUUAAGCGACGGAGCCCAUGCAUCGACCGAAGACUUCUCGUAUUUCACUCUUUUACGACCGGCUAAAGACGACUCUCCUGCGACAUCGCUCUUCGGAAUAGCAUGUACGAGACAAUUGGACGCCUCGCAAUUGCUGGUUCGGCCCUCCGACGUGACGCGCUCAACGGUGCAGAAGGCAGUCGUAGUAAUAGCAGAUAGCCCACAGUUCUUUGGCAUGCUGAGGGAACGAUUAUCUGUUGUUACCAGUGCGUGGUUUGCCCAGCGCGAGUUCAGUGAUACCGAGAUCCUGCGAAGGUUCCAGGAGAGCCUUGCCGAGGAGAAGGCGCGCGGCCAGAUGAACGAGGAAGUAGACAGGGAUCAAUACCUAGGCAUGAGCCUCCGAGAACUUGUGAGGGAAUUCCGCUGGCAGACUUUAGUGCUCUUAAAGUGCUGCCUCUUGCAGCCGAAGAUGCUCUUCUUCGGCUCACGGUGUGAGCGCCUGUGCAUGAUGCAGUUCUCCCUCAUCUCUUUAAUACCCGGAUUGCUUAGGAAUCUCCAAGAUUGUGCAGGGCCAGAGCUGAAUAACUACGAGAAGAAUUUGACUCAGCCGACGAGUUUGAGAACUAGUGAUCGAAACUCGUUGCUCUCAUACAUGGGACUCCCAUUGCAAAUAUUCGGCAAGGGGAGCCUAUUCGGGCCAUAUACGCCUUUACAGCAAUUGGAUAUCCUUGCAGACUUCGGCACGAAAUCAUAUAUAGUUGGCAGUACGAACUCAUUACUAUUACAGCAAAGAGACCGGUAUAGCGACAUACUAAUCAAUCUCGACGAAAGCACGAUCAAUAUUACUUCUACAUCACUUCGCACUGCAUUAGUGCUCUCCCACUCUGACAGACGAUGGAUCGACUUUGUCACACAAGAGGUAAAUGACACAUGGGACGAAUCCAAUCCAGGCCGGCCGAAAACGAUGGGGUAUCGUGGUAGCGAAGAAUUCAUCCGUCUUCAGUUUGAAGAAUACCUCCUAUCUCUCAUUUCUUCCGUCAAAUAUCAUAAUUACCUCGCUAAAAACGCACACAAUCCUAAAGCAACCCUUCCGCAUAUCGAAGGAGACCCCUCUAUAGACUUUGGUAAUGAAUGGGUGGAAUACUGGAUGAGAACCGAAAACUACAGGAUAUGGGAGUCGCAUACGGACUCGAAUCUAUUUGACAUUGUGGAACCGAGGCAUCCUUGCGCUGGCGGACUUUCAAUUGAUGAUGUCCAACGGCGGAUUCAGCAGCAGGUGCAAGAUUUACAUCUGGAUGAAAGAUUCGCAGUUGGCCGGGAAGUGCUAGGCAGGAAUCUGGCAGCGGGGCGCGAUAAAGCAAGUACUAUGUUCAACAAGCUAUAUGCCGAUAUGGAGGCCCUCCGUGAGGCGCAAAGGAAGCGUGCCGAAGAGUCCCAAGCGACUCAGGCUACGGCAGAGAAGAAUGGAACCGCAGCACCUAAUGCAGAUUCAACAAAGACUCAAAGUACACCGAGUUCCGUUGGGGCGAGAGCCGGCGCUUACAUUGGAAGCUGGACUUCUUGGGCAGACCAGAAGCGGAAGCAAGGAUGGGGCCGAUCGAGUAAUACUUCCAAUGGAACAGGAGGUGGCGGUGGUGGUUGGGGAUUUGGUAGUCGUAAAUCAAGGUCUGGGAACACAGAUUCCAGCAGCGAAAAGAACACGCCGUUAAGCAGUCCUACACUUUCUUCACGCGGCUUUACCAGCAUGGAGAAGAUUCAAAUGUCAGAUGUACAGCACCGAGCCAGCGAGGGUCACGAGAGAAGGCCGCUUACGCAAGAUAGUUUUGACGAGAGCCUGCUCGAUGCCGCGGGCUCGGCUGACGAAAGCGGGUCUUCCAGUGCGGGCAGUCCACGAAAAAGCACCGUUCUGGAACGCAAUGGUAGGAAUGAAUACGUGAAACUCGACAGCGAUGACCAUGGUGAUAAUGCCAAGGUAGCUACUGAAGAGAAGGAUGAUAUCAAAGAAGAUACUAAACGGGAGGAAUCCAAAGUGUCCGAAACUACUACGUAGUAAUUAGCUUGUGGAAUCAACCUAUGCGCGAUCAAAUUAUAUACGACGAAGGCGGGUCUAAAAGGGACGCUGGAUAAUUAAUCAGGUGACGAACUACGUUCUACGAGUCAACGAAUGGGAAGAGCAACGAUGCAACUUCACUAUACCGCGACCAGCGCUGGCAGGAAAGAGAGGUAUAUAUAUAUAUAUAGAGUAUGAGAGAUAUGACCUGGUUACCCCUAUCCUCUUGGAUACGGGCCAGGGAAAUAAGACUAAACAAAUGCCCAACCUCGCUCAAUAGGCAGGAUAAAUGAACGUUCAUAGUAGAUGUUCCAAGUUAGCUAGCUAGCUACCUACCUAGGUAGAUAGACGAUAAUUCGUCUGCUCCUACGAAGUCGGAAAGAAAUUCAUGAUGAAAAGAAAAAAAAUCGUUACGUCGGUGUCGCUUUUCGGUGAUAUGCUGUAGCCUAGUCGCCUUUCUUUUGUGAUACUGGGGAUAUCGAGAUAUCGUAGCUGAUUGAUAUGUGUACACUAAUUAUUUCCGGGAAUUGAUACUACGAGAGCAUUUUUGUUCAAUAUACUUCAAUGCGGUAUUACUGGUUAGUUCCUAUGGGGAUACUUGAAUCCAGGUGGCUUUGGGAAUAUCCAACCGCAAUCUUACUCCACGCAGACAUGUGUGACUUUGAAAACUAAGUACCUAGGCGCCGGGAGGCUAUUGAUAGGGAGUAAAGUAAACACAGGUAUAU